Musca vetustissima is the source of this 1042-nucleotide messenger RNA. RefSeq names its product G patch domain and ankyrin repeat-containing protein 1 homolog. The record is from RefSeq and is a predicted model, not a curated record. The transcript has a single exon. Gene Ontology annotation, molecular function: nucleic acid binding; protein binding. Bases 2 to 1042 code for a protein of 346 amino acids. Lineage: Eukaryota; Metazoa; Arthropoda; Insecta; Diptera; Muscidae.
UAUGGACCAAACGGGCGAACAAUUGCAUCCCAAUUGGCGGGCCUUAGCUACACUUCAUAUUCCGUUGAAAAGAUUCAUCAAAGAAGGAACCCAGCAGACGCAACAAGGUACCCAUACUACGGCCAGUGAAAAAUAUGAAAUUCAAGGAGUUGAUGGAAAGGAAAUUAAGGAAUUCUAUGAGGAACUGGUUAGCAAAGAAACCAAAGAGAAGAAGGAAGAAGUUCACAAUGAAAACAAAUCAAAGAAACUUGAAAGGAAAUCAUCCAAACCUUUGAUGAAACGAACACCCUUUGAGGUGGGGAAAUAUCAGCGCUAUGCCAUGUCAAAUAAUGUGGAAGAGUUACAAAAGCUGGACUAUAGAGAUCAAAAUGUAAAUGUUUGUGAUGGCUAUGGCUGGACAGCCUUAAUGAUGGCUGCUUGUGAGGGCCAUGAGGAAGCUGUACGAUUUUUACUGCAAUUGGGAGUUGAUAAAAAUAUAAAAGACAAAUCCGGUAAAACAGCCAUGGAUUUAGCCAAAAGGAAAGGCCAUAUUCAUAUACAACAAUUACUAGAAACCCCUUUGGAAGAGAACUCUUCAAGUAGUGACGAUGAUGCAAUGGAAACCAUUGAACCUUUCUAUUGUGAAAUAUGUAAAAGAACCUUCUCGGAGACAACAAGACGUGAACAUGAAACCUCAACAAUUCAUCAAUUUAAUGCCCAAACACCGGCCAGUAGUAAUAAAUUACAAAAAUUCAAUAUACCACCACGCAACAAAGGCCUCCAGUUGAUGGUCAAGCAGGGUUGGGAUAAAGAAAGUGGUUUAGGGCCCUCGCAAACGGGGCGUUUAUAUCCCGUUAAAACGGUGAUACGUAAACAGCGUAGUGGUCUGGGCACGGAACAGGAACCAGCCAAAGUUAGUCAUUUCCAGGCAUUCGAUAGGGCGGCUAUAAAACGUCACAAUUCCGAUUAUUAUAAAAAGAAACCACGAAAUCGUAAUGAUAUACGAAGGGAAAAGGUGCGCGAAUGGAAACGUGAUAGACGUUUGCGGAAUGAACUGAAUUAG